Messenger RNA from Cryptomeria japonica (Japanese cedar), 1801 nucleotides. Its product is annotated as signal recognition particle 43 kDa protein, chloroplastic. The transcript has a single exon. Gene Ontology annotation, cellular component: pericentric heterochromatin. Bases 290 to 1639 code for a protein of 449 amino acids. Gene Ontology annotation, molecular function: chromatin binding. Lineage: Eukaryota; Viridiplantae; Streptophyta; Pinopsida; Cupressales; Cupressaceae. Gene Ontology annotation, biological process: negative regulation of transcription by RNA polymerase II; chromatin organization. The record is from RefSeq and is a predicted model, not a curated record.
AGGAUGUGAUUUCUUAUCUUGUUUGAAAUGAUAUCGCUUUGUCCUGUCCUAACGAUACAUGAGCGAAGAGAUCUUAUCUCUCUGGUCGCUUCUUGCAACGGGCAUGCGCUGCCUGCUUCUGCGUUGAAAUGCCUACUUGAAGUUCCUUUGUGAUUCACAUUUGAUCCCUCAUCAGACAGCUACGUCACUGACUGAUGAUCAGCAUUAGGAUAAACCAUCCUUGUCAGCAAUGCGGGGGAGUGUCUGAUCUGCUGGAGGAAAAGUGCAAAGCAAAUUUCUGUUGUUGGGGAUGGGAGCAACAAUGCAUUUAUGUGUUGGAGGCUGUGUAGGAGGAACCCGGUCUCCAUGUUUAUAUACUGGCUUUUCUCGCAGGGACAGAACAACUAUAUCCAGUAGGCCUCUUUUCACUUGUGCUCAUUUAUCUCGUUUAUUUCUAUGUACUGCUAGAAAUGGGUAUCCAUAUAUGUAUAAAUGUUAUAAGAAAAAACACAAACCAUGGAAUUGCGUUUAUCCUGCAAAUGGGAGAGCACAAAUUAGUCCUCCAAAGAGGGCAAUUCUUUGCAAAGGCUUAGAUGGAGGCGAGAGCAGCUCAGGGAUUGUAACAGCAGGGGUGACCUUGAAGGGAGAGGGUUAUAGUCAAUACUCUGAGAAUGGACAUUUGGGUAGUGAGUUGAAUGAUGAAAUAAGGGAUGCAGGAGAUAGAGAAGAAUACGAAGAAGAAGAAGAGGCAUUUGGGGAAGUUAACAAGAUAAUUGGGAGCAGGGCUGUAGGGGAAUCCAUGCAGUAUUUGAUAGAGUGGAAGGAUGGGCAUAGGCCCACAUGGGUUCCCUCUGAAAAUAUUGCAAGGGAUGUCGUAGAAGAAUAUGAUGGUCCAUGGUGGACAGCUGUGAAGAAAGCAGAUGAGGAUAAACUUAAAGAGCUUUUGGAAGAUGUGGAGAGGGAUGUAGACUGUAUAGAUGAGAAUGGAAGAACAGCAUUAUUGUUUGUAGCUGGAUUGGGAUCUGAGAACUGUAUUAGAUUAUUGGCCAAGUCUGGUGCAGACCUUGAUAAGCAAGACAGAGAAGGAUUCACUGCCUUGCAUAUAGCUUCUGGAUACAUGAAACAAGGGGCAGUAAGGGUUCUUGUGGAACUCGGUGCUGAUUUGGAAAUAGAAGAUUCUAGGGGUAGGACUCCAAUGGCACUUGUCCAAGAUUUACUGGCAAGCACUUCACCGGCCAAUCCUCUUCAGUUUGCCAGACGGUUGGCAUUAGAAGGUGUCAUAAAGGAACUAGAGAAUGCAGUUUUUGAAUAUGUGGAGGUUGAGCAAAUUCUUGACAAGCGCACGGGGGCAGGGGGAACAGUAGAGUAUUUGGUGAAAUGGAAGGAUAAUUCCUCUGAAGAGUGGUUGCCUGCAGAAUCCAUAGGGGAAGACCUGGUGCAGGACUAUGAGGCAGGGUUGGAAUAUGGAAUAGCUGAGAAGAUUUUGGAGAAGAGAGAAGAGAAUGGAGUGUCAGAGUAUUUGAUUAAAUGGACAGACAUAGAUGUGCCCACAUGGGAGCCUCUAGAAAAUGUUGCUCCAGAACUUGUUGCAGAUUUUGAGAAUGUCUCAGUAAAGGAGGUGGAGGACAGACUAGAAAAAGCUGAAAUUGAUCCCUCUUGACAAGUUUGGGUAUGAAGUUUAAUGCUUUUUCCUAAAAUAUAAGUGAUAGUCGCCAUUCUCCUUCUCUGCCAGGUAGACUGUGUAGUUAAUUUGUCCACAAACUUGUUGUAUAAGCAUCAAUCUGGAUAAAUAUAUGAAAAGAAAGCUUGGCAUAUUCUUGCA